AUGGACCAACUCCUCAUCCUCUCCAACGCCCAAGUGGAGGAGUUCCUGCACCCGUUCCGGGCAGGCCUGAGAGAUGUCCACUCGGACACCAAGCUGGCGACGCUAGGCGCUAUCACCACGCUUCUGACUUCGAUAGAAAAGGACGCCUGGGCGCCCCUGGAGCCGCUUCUGGAAGACAUUCUCGAGCUCUACGACCCGAGCUCUUCCCCCAACAAGCCCACCCAGAUGAAGACCUACAAGAAGCUCAUUGCCCUCGCCCAGGUGGCACCCCGGUUUUUUGCCCCCAAGUUCCUCGAAUUCGCUACUCUAAGCACAGAAAUUGUGUCUACAAAACGCCAUCCUGUCGAGUUCCGGCUGCUCCCUCUCGAAUUCAUGACCAUGUUUGUCACCGGUGUCCCCCACCUCUGCCGUGCCAGCCCCGGCUUCAUCAAGAACGUCAUCUCCUGCUGCGUUCAGAUGAUCGCCGAGGGAGAAGACACAAAGAGCAAAGACAGAGAGUUCAACAACUCUGCUGAGAAAGAGGCGUGUCAGUUUCUGACCAUGCUGGCCCGAGAACUCCAGGAAACCGUGGUGAUGGCUUUGUUCAACUACCUCAAAAUCCAGGAGACCUCUCUCGCGUCCACAUGGCAGAACCGGUACGCCACCCUCAUGGCCAUUGCCUCCAUUUCUGAGGGCUGUCCUUCGACAAUUCUCAAAGAGGAAUAUGAGGUGCUCAGGGCCAUCGAGAAGGCCUUGUGCGAUUCAAGCACCAGGGUACAGUGGGCAGGAUGUCAUGCUCUCGGGAGAAUUAGCGUCGAUCUCGCAGGAAAGGUCCAGGUGAGAUAUCAUGAGCGAGUAGUCGCUGCUGUAACCCGUACGUUGAGAACCCCCCGAGCAGAUAAGGCUGUGCUGGCCUCGUGUGCCACAGCUCUUGCCCACUUUUGCCACAAUGCUUCCAAACAAAUUCUAACUCUCUAUGUAGACGACGUUGUCAACACCCUGCUGCAUCUCGUCGACGAAAAGGAUAACCCUCUCUACCUCAAGCAAGAGGUAGUGUUUGCCGUCGACCGCAUCGCGUCUAUUGCACCCGACAACUUCGUGAAAUGCUACGACAGAUUUACCCCAUUGCUAGUUUCACUAUUGAAUUCUACCGAUUACACCGCCGACGAGAAAAUCCCCUUCCUCGAGUGCACCGGCACUAUUGGAGCUGCUGUGGGCCGUGACCGGUUCUCUCCUCACGCCGAAGAGCUCGCCAUUACGUACAGUGCACUUCGAGAGACUGGAUCUUCUCUCAAAUUCUUCUCUGCUCUCGCCAUGGCGUGGACCAAGAUCAAUCCGCUUAUGGGACACUCUCAGUACCUCGAUGAGAUUGAACGUGUUGUCCGUCCUCUCAUUGAGUCUGCACAGGUGGUUCCUAAGAUGGUGAUGAUAUAUAACGACGACGAUGUCCGACGGUUUACCAAGGCCAGCGACUGGCAGGUAUACAUGCUUGGAGGCAAGGCUCUGUGCACCAGCAAGCGAGAGCUAGAAGACAAGGCUCUCGCCAUCGGAACCCUCACUUCCAUGACUAUGCUUCUGAAGGAUCGAAUGUUCCUAAAGGACAAGCUCGUCGAAAUCACCGAGCUGUGGGUCAAGCGCUUUGAGUUUGAGAACGUUCAGUCUAUGGCUGCCAAGCUGUUCCCUCAUCUUCUCGAGGCCAUCUUGCUUGAUGGUCAGACCACCGGUGCCAUGUAUCGUCUUGACAGAGCCUGGGGUCUGAUUUUCAACUGCGCCAUGUCCGUCAUGAGCGAGAACAUGACUGUUGGCACCCUUGCCACCUUCUACCGGGAAAUCCAUAGCACUGUUCGAAAGCUCGGUCGCACUUCGCUUGUCGAUCGACAGAUGAAGGAGCUUGUUACCGUCCUAGUUCUCAACAUGUCUCAGCUUGCUGAUCGACACACCCAGCACUAUCUCGAGCUUGGUUCUGCUGCUCCCUUCAUGAGUGCCGACGACCGAGAGCUGAUUUCCGAGCAGAAGAAGAUUGUUCUGUACGCCCAUGCCAUCAAGGGCAGUCCCUUCAUCUCGCUGCUUGAGGAGAAGCUUAUGUCCAUGCUCAAUGAUGUUUCUGCCCCUCGUACCGUCACCCAGGGUAUUCGAAUUCUGUCUUUCCUGCUGGAGAUUUAUGGCCGUGAAGUCGCGCUUUACUCUCUCAUCACCAAGGUGACCUCGUCCAUGUACUCUCUUGACCUCGGUGUUCGAGCAGAGGCGAUCCGAUGCAUUGGUAUUGCCGCCGAGUUUGGCGGCGAGGCCUAUUCCCAGUACACUGUGCACCGAUUGAACGACCUGUUCAACUUUGCUGCUUCACGUGACCACGAGGCCAUGUACUGCAUCGAGAAUGCUUGUGCCACCAUUGCCAAGAUUGCCAAGAGCGGCGUGCUCACCAAGGGCUCGGAUCUGUCCAACAUGGCUGUCGAUGCAUUCCUCAAGUCGCUUCCUAUCACACGAAUCCGCGAGAUUGCGCCCACUGCGUACGUCUUUUUGAUGGAUCUGAUGGACAGCAACCACCCUGCUGUGAAGGAAGGCGCCGAGAAGAUGAUUGGGUCAAUCGAGGCUGCGUUCGCAGAAAAUGUGCUGGAGGAGGAACAGGCGCGAGAGCUGAUUCUCGCCAUCCCUGGCUGGCUUUACCGAGACUUCCAGAACGAGCCCAAGCGGAUGCGACAUCUUGAGUCCAUUCUGUCGGACGGCAUACAGGCUGUUAUUCGGAAUGUCCGAAACGCCAUUUAG
Molecule: messenger RNA, 2742 nt
Organism: Yarrowia lipolytica CLIB122
Lineage: Eukaryota; Fungi; Ascomycota; Dipodascomycetes; Dipodascales
Biological process (GO): protein import into nucleus
Cellular component (GO): nucleus; cytoplasm
Molecular function (GO): nuclear import signal receptor activity
Source: RefSeq, a predicted model, not a curated record